AUGGCUUUUGAAGCUCUCCUCGAAACCAUCAAACCUCCCGCUCACCCUUUUCUUAACUACAAUUACCCCUCACUUUCCAUUCACUCGGAAACCACUAGACCUACAUCAAAUCCAUCCAUCAAAGUCAAAGACAACCUUCUCCAACCAUUGCUUCAUUGCCUCGACACAUCCUCUCUCCCUUCCUACUUCUGGCGCUCACUAGCCUCGUCCCUCUCAACACGGGUUCAAGAGAUUAUCAACCGCGGGGGCGUCUCCGCAAGAACCCUGAGAUCGAACCGGGAGCGGCUCCGUGAGCAAUUGAGGGAGUGCGUUCUGCGGGGCUCGCAUCUACCAAAUAAUAGCGUCACUAGACUUGGAGGGUCUACGGGUCCUAUUGUGGUGGGUAACUGGGAACGAGAAGCAGCUGUGAUGAACCCUACCUUGGAGAAGGCGAAUAAGGAUAUUUUCACCAUGAUAGGAGAAUGUGGCCUGGCCCAUAACUGA
Molecule: messenger RNA, 483 nt
Organism: Histoplasma mississippiense
Lineage: Eukaryota; Fungi; Ascomycota; Eurotiomycetes; Onygenales; Ajellomycetaceae
Exons: 2
Coding region: 1-483 (160 amino acids)
Source: RefSeq, a predicted model, not a curated record